Molecule: messenger RNA, 747 nt
Organism: Aspergillus niger
Lineage: Eukaryota; Fungi; Ascomycota; Eurotiomycetes; Eurotiales; Aspergillaceae
Exons: 2
Coding region: 1-747 (248 amino acids)
Molecular function (GO): O-methyltransferase activity
Source: RefSeq, a predicted model, not a curated record
AUGGCCUCACAAGACACCAUUCUCCAAACCAACGCCCAAUCAGCCCGGGAAUACAUCCUCUCUCAACCCAGCGAUGCCCUAACCAACAACCCCUGGGCCGUCUACCAGGCCCUGGACCUCUACAGCCGCACAGCGCGUCUCAUGAACUUCAAACAAGCCAAGCUCAACGUCGCCAAAGAAGCCCUCACAUCCAUGGAAACCCCACCAAAGGUGGUCAUCGAAUUCGGCACCUACAUCGGGUGCUCCGCCAUCGCAUGGGCCGCCAUUCUCCGCGACCUGCACGGUCCCUUCGCCGAGGGUCUGCACAUCUACACAUUCGAGGUCAGCGAGACGGUGGCCGACGUAGCGAGGGAUUUGAUCCGCGUGGCGGGCGUUGAGGACAUCGUGCAUGUGAUGGUGGGGCCUGCGUCGGAGUCAUUGGCGAAGUUGGUUGAGGAAGGGAAGAUUGUGAAGGGAGGAGUCGAUAUGGCUUUCUUUGACCAUUGGGAGAAGUUUUAUCUGUGUGAUCUGAAGCUGUGUGAGGAUCUGGGCCUCUUUAGGGUCGGGUCGAGUGUUAUUGCUGAUAAUACUGAUAUUCCGGGGGCACCGGAUUAUUUGGAGUAUUUGAGGGCUGGGGGCCGUGGGGGUGAGGGGUCCGUGAAGUAUGUGACGAAGUCGGUGCAGUCGGAGCAUAUUGUUGAGAGGAGACCGGUAAGUUUGAUCCAUGUCUUGUGUUGUUACUUUGCUUGGGUUGUGGAUGUUGGCUGA